Messenger RNA from Leptidea sinapis, 2388 nucleotides. RefSeq names its product transferrin-like. Lineage: Eukaryota; Metazoa; Arthropoda; Insecta; Lepidoptera; Pieridae. The transcript has 11 exons. The record is from RefSeq and is a predicted model, not a curated record. Bases 174 to 2369 code for a protein of 731 amino acids. Gene Ontology annotation, biological process: iron ion transport. Gene Ontology annotation, cellular component: early endosome; recycling endosome; plasma membrane.
UUGAACGCAAGAUGGCGUCUCGAUUAAUUCGCCGAUGUUAAAAAGUUUCUACAAAAAUUGGCGCGAAUUCUUUGUUCAAAUUCUGUCACUUUCUUUUUUUAUUGGGAGUUUGAAUACGGAGUAUCAAUACUAGUCUUUUUGCUCAAAUACCAUAGAUUACAUAAGUGUUAGAAAUGAAGUGUUUUAAAUUGUUAAUAUUGUGUUCGUUGGUGCAAUUGGUGUGCUUGCAGGGCGUAGGGUCUGGAUUGAAUGGAAAUUUGAGACUUUGCAUCGUAGAAGCACGCGGAACGUACAAACGGGCUGGAAAGUUCUGUCCCAUAUUAGACGAAGAACAAUCUGGAGUUGAGUGUGUUAUUGGAACAGACAGGCUAGAUUGUCUCCGGCGUAUUAGCAAAGGCACUGUCGACUUUGGUCCUUUCAGCCCUGAAGAUUUGAUUGCGGCGCAGUGGGCUAACAUUGACGUGCUGGUGACCAACGAAAUACCUCAUAGACAACGCUCGUACGAGCGUACCGUUGUCGCAGUGGUGAACCGAAGGAUCUUACCUGACAGUUCCUGGUCUCUCGAGGCCGUUCUGCGAAACACCAGCCUGUGUCACCCCGGGAACGGUGUCAAUGAUCUACGACCCUUAUCUGAUACAUUAGCAGGGUAUUUGGAGUCCCUCGUGAUAGCCAGAUCCUGUGAGUCUGGUCUCUCGCUCUCAGAGAACAGGAUCAAAGCCGUCUCCCAGUUCUUCAGCAAGGCCUGCAAGGCUGGUCCCUGGGUUCCAGACCAGAAACAGGAUGCCGAGCUUAAGCUCAAAUACAGCAAUCUGUGUGAGGCGUGUGAGACUCCGUCAUGCGACGCCAACGACCGUUACUGGGGUGUCACUGGGGCGCUCACGUGUCUACUGGAGGGGGCUGGUGACGUCAUGUGGGGGAACCUUGAUGAUGUACUCGCUUAUUUCGGGCUAGACUCUCAAUCCAACCAGCACCCUUCGAGUGACAACUUCGCGUAUCUCUGCCGGGACGGAACAUGGCAACCGUUAAAAGACAACCCGAAACCCUGUGUCUGGUUGAACAGACCAUGGCCCAUUGUUGCUGCUAAACGGAAAACCGCUGCUGCUGUUAGUAAAUUAGUCAGUUCACUACAAGAUGGCGCGCUGUUCGACGGUCACUGGCACGGGGCGUUAUCGUCACUUCUGGAGGUUCGCGAAGCCCCCACCCCUCUGUACCCUCCCCGCGCACCUCUCGAUCAUUUGGCGACUGCGCGAGGAUUUAGAGAGGCAUACAGUCAGAACGGUUGUGAUCCACCCAGGCACAUAAAUGUAUGCACGUCUUCGUUACUUGAGAAGAACAAAUGCGAAUGGAUGAGCGAAGCCGCCUCUGUAUACGGAGUCACUCCGCCAUUACAAUGUCUUAUACGUGAUGGCGUGGCGGGUUGCCUGAGAUCUGUCCAAUUAGAGGAGAGUGACGUCACCAUCGUUGAUUCUGAUUGGCUGGUAUCGGCUAUGAGAGACUACAAACUAAAACCAAUAAUGCACGAAGUGACGCCAAUAAUGGAACAAAUGGACACCGUGUUCGCUUAUGUCAGAAGGAACGACAACAUCAACAAGAUGGCGGAUUUACGCGGGAAAAGAGCGGCUUUCCCGCGCUUUGAUGGUUUCGCUUGGCAUUCUGUCAUAAAAUAUUUAAACAAUGAACAAAACGGCUGCACAGAGAAUUUGAACGAUUAUUUCAGUGAAAUUUGUGCCCCAGGCAUUGACAAAUAUAAUUUCACCGAAGAGGUCGUUAAGAAAUACACAAAAACAUGUUACGGUAUCGAUAGACGCCUAGAUGAUGGUGAAAAAGCCGGUUUCUUGGGACUAAUCCACAAUAAGACUGAUGUUGUAUUUGCUAGUAUUAAGACAUACAAUAGCUAUAAGGUUGAAAGGUCUCACGGACCCGCAUUGGGCAUUGAAAUAAUACCACUUUGUCUUGAAGAAAAUAAAAAGUAUUGUUACAUUAAAUGGGCAAAUAUUGGUCACAUUAUGACGAUAAAGAACCUCACAAACGUCCGUUCUCAUGAGAUCAAAAAUGUCUUCGGCAAAUUGGAUCAAUUGUUUGGUACUCAUCAACCAUUUCACAACCCAUUGUUCUCUCUAUAUGGACCGUUUAGUCAUAAUUUGGAUGUCUUAUUUAAGAAUAAUACAAAAAGAUUGGCGACGGAUAAAAUCUUCGAAACCCAUCCGUACGUUGGAAUGCCUCUCAAUUUCGAAGGGUCCUUGGUAAAUGACACAUUUGACAGCUGUCAUUUGUCACACAUUUUGGCGCUAAAUUUUGCACCAAAAUCGGCGCCUGUCGUGGCUAUCUUGACAUCACUGACUGUUGUAUCUUCGUUUUUAUUGUAUUAAAUAUAUAGUGUCUUUAUAA